GGAAAGUUCAAAUUGUAGUAUCAGGAAGGAACGGUAAAACCAGAGACACAACAAGUUACAAUGAACCGACAGAUGAAGGGCAAAACCCCUCGCAGGCAUCCUCCAAAGAAACCUCCCAACAGCCAAAAAGACCCAGUUGGGGUGUAUUGUCGUGUUCGACCCUUGGGUACGGAAAAUGAGGAAUGUUGCAUUGAGGUAAUCAGCAGCACCACCAUUCAACUGCACGCCCCUGAAGGCUUCAAAACAAACAGAAAUGGAGAGUACAAAGAGACACAGUAUUCAUUCAAAAAAGUCUUUGGAGUCUCAGUAUCACAGACGGAGCUCUUUGAUUUUGUGGCAAAACCUCUUGUUGAUGACCUCAUCAGUGGAAAAAAUGGUCUGCUCUUUACAUAUGGAGUCACAGGAAGUGGAAAGACAUUCACCAUGACUGGCUCUCCAGGACAGGGGGGACUGUUACCACGCUCUCUUGACAUGAUUUUCAACAGUAUAGGACCUUACCAGGCCAAAAGAUACGUUUUUAAAACAGAUGAUAAAAAUGGCAUGGAAGUCCAGAAUGACGUUGAUGCUUUGUUGGAACGGCAGAAACGAGAAAAUAACUUGCCUGUUCCUAAAACGCCUUCCUCUAGACAAAAGGUUGAUCCUGAAAUUGCUGACAUGGUAAAGCAAGAGGAGGCUUAUAAAGCUGAUGGUGUGGAUGAAGACAGCAGUUACAGUGUCUUUGUGUCCUACAUUGAGAUCUACAACAACUACAUCUAUGAUCUUCUCGAGGAAACUCCAGAUGAUGCCAUCAAGCCAAAGUGGAAUGGUGGAGGCACACCCAUGCGCCAGAACACUGAGUUCAUACCACCUCAGUCCAAAAUCCUCAGAGAGGAUCAGAAUCACAAUAUGUAUGUGGCUGGUUGUAUGGAGGUGGAAGUCAAGUCUGCUGAGGAGGCAUUUCAAGUGUUUUGGAGAGGCCAAAAGAAGAGGAAGGUGGCCAAUACUCGGCUGAACAGAGAGUCCAGCCGCUCCCACAGCGUCUUCAUCAUUAAACUGGCUCAGGCCCCUCUGGAUGCAGAUGGGGACAACAUCCUCCAGGACAAAAACCAGGUGACUGUCAGUCAGCUUUGCCUGGUAGACCUGGCUGGAAGUGAGCGCACCGGUAGGACAGGAGCAGAGGGCAACCGCAUACGCGAAGCAGGUAACAUUAAUCAGUCUCUGUUGACUCUACGGACGUGUAUUGAGGUACUUAGGGAAAACCAAAUGUGUGGCACAAACAAGAUGGUUCCCUACAGAGAUUCCAAAGUAACCCAUCUGUUUAAAAAUUACUUUGAUGGAGAGGGCAAAGUCAAAAUGAUCGUCUGUGUCAAUCCCAAGGCUGAUGACUAUGAGGAAACCCUGCUGGUGAUGCGGUUUGCAGAAAUGACCCAGGAGGUGGAGGUGGCUCGACCAAUGGACAGGCCCAUCUGUGGCUUUACACCAGGACGCCGCCACAGAAACCAGGCUUUCAAGGAGGAGCUGUCUCGCAAGCUGGAGGAGCGUGGUGGUCCAGUAGACAGAGACAUGCCCUUGGUUGUGGACAACCUUGUGUACAGCCUGCCACCCCUUCCCUCCUGUGAGCUGACAGACCCUCAUGAUGACAUCACACUGCCCAGACUGAUCGAAGCCCUGCAGAAUAGACACAGGAUUCGGCAGAUGAUGAUAGACGGAUGUCUCAAUUUAGCCAAUGUGAUAAAAUCCAAGUUUCAAGAACUGGACAGCAACCUUAUUACCAGAGAUAACUUUAUUCAUGAGCAAAACGGCAAACUGUUUGAAAAAGACAAAGUCAUCCAGAACAACAAGAGUGAGAUUGAACGGUUGGAGAAGAAAACUAGGAUGCAAGAACAUAAAAUUGACAUCCUGCAGAAAGCCACUAAAAUCUAUGAGGAUGACAAGCGUUCACUUCAGCAUGAGCUGGAAACCAGAGAUCAAAGACUGCACAGAGAGCAAUCAGAAAAGAGACGCAUGGAGCAGCGCAUGCAGGGCGUGGUAUCAGACACACAGCUCAGAUGGGAGAAAGAAUGUGAAAGACGUGUUAAUGCAAUGCAGCUGGAGAUGCAAAACAAGCUCUGGGUGAAAGACGAGAAGCUGAAGCAGCUCAAGGCCAUUGUGACAGAGAGCAAGACACCAGGUCGUCCUGAACCUCCACCACGUCAAACACAGCCAAAGCGUCCUUCCAGAGAGGAAAAGCGAUCAGCCCCUGCAAAGAGAUCUGCCUCACCCUCGCCUCUUCCUACUUCAACACCUGUCAGACCGCUGCAUCGCCGUUCCCGUUCUGCUGGUGGAGAGAAGUGGGUGGACCACAAGCCCACCACUAAUGUGGAUUUGGGGACAGUUUUGCAGCCCGUCAUCCCUAAUGCUAUUCAAGUUUCUGCCCCCAAUGAGAAGGCCCUGUCCAAGUGUGACAGAUAUGUGUUAACGCACCAGGAAGUGGCCUCUGAUGGUGAGAUACAGACCAAACUCAUCAAGGGUGAGGUGAUUAAAACAAGAGGUGGUGGACAGGCUGUUCAGUUCACCGACAUUGAGACACUAAGACAGGAGAUAACCACAGUCCCAAGCCGCAAAAGAAGGUCUUCAGAAGGCAAACCUACUAAUGGAGAUGGAUCGGAUGGCACUUGGACUGAUGUGGAGACAAGGUGCUCUGUUGCUUUGGAGAUGAGGGCUGGAUCAAACAUGGGUCCUGGAUUCGAGGGUCAUGGGAUCACAAAGCGCAGAAAACCAUAAAGCAGCGUUCCGCUGUUCCAGUGAUCACUCCUUCUAUCCUAAUCAUGCUGUUGUGCAAUAUAUCUGAACUUUUUAUAUUUAAACAGAUUUCAUGCUUUUUAUAUAUGCAAAAGUGUGUAUACAAGGGUCACCAAAGCUGUUUUGUAAAAUAUUUUAUAUGCUGUAUCUGAAUCUAUAGAAAAUCAUGUUUGAUGGCAAAUAGUUACUGUGGUCUUGCUGCUGAAAAAAAUGGCAUUUGCACAUUUGUGUGUAAUAUAGUUACAUUUGUUACUCGGCACAUGAGUCAUUAGAUGUCAGUGAAGCUGCCACUAUCUGGAUUUUAUCUGCUGCAUAACCUUUCAUGUUGAGCUUCAUCAUGUGGAGAUUUUGCAUAAACUCUUAUCUUUUCUUGCAUAUAAUAAAAUUUGCUUCUACCACUGACAAAUUGAUCAUGCUGCCUUCAUUAUACUCGGUAAUAAAUUUCCUUA
Molecule: messenger RNA, 3209 nt
Organism: Sphaeramia orbicularis (orbiculate cardinalfish)
Lineage: Eukaryota; Metazoa; Chordata; Actinopteri; Kurtiformes; Apogonidae
Gene: kif23
Product: kinesin family member 23
Exons: 23
Coding region: 61-2742 (893 amino acids)
Biological process (GO): mitotic spindle assembly; spindle elongation; microtubule-based movement
Cellular component (GO): mitotic spindle; nucleus; spindle microtubule
Molecular function (GO): plus-end-directed microtubule motor activity; microtubule binding; ATP binding
Source: RefSeq, a predicted model, not a curated record